AUGGUUCAGCCCAUGACCUCUAUCGACCUCCGAGUUUGGGAAGCACCAAACGGCUUCCGCCGUUUCCGUCACGAUGGCAUUUCCCUUCAACUCCUGGAUUUCUUUCCUUUGGUCCUUGGAUCAUCACGACAAACUGAAAGCCAUAAGGGGUUGGUUCAUAUGUCGUAUGCCGUCUGCGUCCCAACUAUUGCAGAUCUAGAAGCGCGACAAUAG
Molecule: messenger RNA, 213 nt
Organism: Hymenoscyphus albidus
Lineage: Eukaryota; Fungi; Ascomycota; Leotiomycetes; Helotiales; Helotiaceae
Source: the annotation of a GenBank genome assembly